CCCCUCCACGUGCGCGCCCCUUCUCCUCCCGGGCUCCCGGCUCCGCGCCCUGGGCCCCGUCUGAGGCGCGGGUGCGGGACGGCGGCCCGAGGCUGGGCGCCCCAGGAGGGAAGGAGUUAAGUCCCCCCACCCUGCCCCGCCCGGCGAGCCAGAGCUAUUUAAGAGGCGGCGGAGGCAGCGCGGCUCCAGUCGGUCACUCCCGCAUCGGCCACGGCAGCAGGUCCGCGCGCCAGUCCGGCAGCGGGCUCUGGGGCUCGGCCGUCCGCGGGACCCAGGAGCUCCGCGCCCCCCGCCGGCCAUGAGGCCCCCCGGAGUGCCGCUCGCUUGGCUGUCUCUGCUCAAGCUUGUCCAGGCAGCCGCCGAUGGCUCUUGGUGCUAUAAUUCCCAGAAUCCCCUGUGUGGCCCCUCACACUGGAAGGACAUCGCCCACAUCUGCGGGGGCUCAUCCCAAUCUCCCAUUGACAUUGACCGGCACCAAGCGAAGCCGGACCGGGCUCUGGGCCCUUUUGUAUUUGAAGGAUAUGACUCGGCACCCCCGGGCCCAUGGCGGCUUCUGAACGACGGACACACAGUGCUGCUGAGCCUGGAGGGGCCCUGGGGCCCGGAGCGGGGCCAGCCGAGCAUCCGGGGCGGGGGCCUGCCCCACGUCUACCGCGCUCUGCAGCUCCACUUCCACUGGGGCGAUCCCACGGCCAACGGCUCCGAGCACACCCUGGAUGGGCAGCGCCAGCCUAUGGAGAUGCACGUGGUGCACAUGAACACCCGCUACCAGAGUCUGGGGGAGGCCCGGGGCCAUCCCGGAGGCCUGGCCGUGUUAGCCUUCUUCUUCAAGGUGCAGGCCGAGGACAACAACAACUACCACACCAUUGUGACCGGGCUGAAGAACAUUUCUCACCAGGGGCAGUCGGUGGAACUGGCGUCGACCUUCCGCCUGGACAAGCUGCUGCCCAGCCGGGCCCGGCUCUCCCGCUACUACCGCUACUCCGGGUCCCUGACCACGCCGGGCUGUGACGAGGUCGUGCUCUGGACCGUCUUCGAGGAGCCCGUCCCCAUCGGCAGGGCCCAGCUGGCCCAGUUUGUGUCCACCCUUCAGGCCAGUCCCCCGGGGGCUCGGCCCGUCAACAUGACCAACAACUUCCGCCCGGUGCAGCCCCUCGGGGCCCGGAGGGUCCUGGCUUCCCGCGACGUCACGGCCAGCGGAGCCCCGGACUUCUCCCUCCCGACAGAGACGUGGGUCCUGAUCUGCCUGCUCCUGAGCAUGGGGCCGGGCUCCGGGAGAACGCUCUGACCCUCUGGUCCAGGCUUCCCCCCUCACUGCUCCUGGGGGCUCCCCAGGUGCUGCCUAUUGGAGUAUCAGUGGGGGGGAAGAACCUGGGGCAGGAGAAGCGCCUGGGCCAUCACCAGGGCCCACCGUGUGACCUUCGGGAAGUUACUUGGAUUCUCUGAACCCCAACUUUCUCAUCAACCCAAUGGAAGAAAGACACCCCCCCUAUAGACUGGACAGGCUGCUGAACCUCAGGUUCAGGGACAAACACAAAAGGCUUUGGAGUUCGGCACCGGCCAGAGAGGCGGGGAAACGUGCCGGGAGGGAGCCGAGCCCAGAGCCGGGAGGCUGCUCAGGCGUCCUGCUCCGGGCCCCAGCAUCCCGCGCCCCAGCAUCCCGUGCUCCAGCAUCCCGUGCUGUGACCGGGGCUGGGCUGCAAGGUUCCUGGCCUUUUUAUGUGCACAUUCCCAGGCUUACAGGCCCCAAAGCUGGAAGAGACCUCAGGGAUUAUCCAGCUCCAUCCUUGGUAUUGUUUUCAGGCCCCCCCCCACCCUGCCCCAGUUCUGACAUCCCCUGUUCUAAGGUUCCCUCUCAGCUCUGACAUUCCCUGUUCUAAAGUUUCCUACCAGUUCUCACAUUCUCUUAAGGUUCCCCUCCCAGUUCUGACAUCCCCUGUUCUAAGGUUCCCUUCCAGUUCUGACAUCCCCUGUUCUAAGGUUCCCCUCCCAGCUCUGACAUCCCCUGUUCUAAGGUUCCCCUCCCAGCUCUGACAUACCCUGUUCUAAGGUUCCCUCUCAGCUCUGACAUUUCCUAUUCUAAAGUUUCCUACCAGUUCUCACAUUCUCUAAGGUUCCCCUCCCAGUUCUGACAUCCCCUGUUCUAAGUUUCCCCUCCCAGCUCUGACAUCCCCUGUUCUAAGGUUCCCUCUCAGCUCUGACAUUCCCUGUUCUAAAGUUUCCUCCCAGUUCUGACAUCCCUUUCUAAGGUUCCCUCCCAGCUCUGACAUCUCCUGUUCUAAGUUUCCCCUCCUAGCUCUGACAUUCUGUUCUCGAGCUGCCGUUCUGCCCCAUGAGCUGCCAGUCUGGGCCGCAUCUUCCCAGCCUCCCCCAGCCUCCCCCAGCCUAAACAGGGAAAAGAGACCCGUUUUGUUAAUAAACGCCUUUAUCAGCGGCC
Molecule: messenger RNA, 2437 nt
Organism: Antechinus flavipes (yellow-footed antechinus)
Lineage: Eukaryota; Metazoa; Chordata; Mammalia; Dasyuromorphia; Dasyuridae
Product: carbonic anhydrase 15-like
Exons: 8
Coding region: 299-1288 (329 amino acids)
Cellular component (GO): plasma membrane
Molecular function (GO): carbonate dehydratase activity; zinc ion binding
Source: RefSeq, a predicted model, not a curated record